Dermatophagoides farinae (American house dust mite) is the source of this 2633-nucleotide messenger RNA. RefSeq names its product myogenesis-regulating glycosidase. Gene Ontology annotation, molecular function: hydrolase activity, hydrolyzing O-glycosyl compounds. The record is from RefSeq and is a predicted model, not a curated record. Gene Ontology annotation, biological process: carbohydrate metabolic process. NCBI's taxonomy places the organism in Eukaryota, Metazoa, Arthropoda, Arachnida, Sarcoptiformes, Pyroglyphidae.
UCGAAUUUAGAAGUUUUUUUUUAAUUACCAUCAAAUGUCACUUGUUAUUGCAGUGAGGAUUGAAAAUAUUUCACAAGUCGUCAUCAAAAGAAGUGGAUUGACAGCAAUAAUUAAUCAAAAAUGCAAAAAUCUCGAAGCCAAGAAGAAUUGACUUUUAGUCAAUCGUCUAAUACUUUUCAAUUUCCUCCUGCUUCGGAUUAUCUACAGCUACCGAGAUCACCAAAAUCACCGAAAUCACCGAGAUCACCAAGAUCCCCAAGAUCCCCGAGAUCCCCGACAGCAAUUAGUCCACCGCAAAGUCCUAAACCUAAUCCAAGUUAUCAUCAGCCUGAAAUAUUACAACUGAAUGAAGAUUCACAUACAUGGAAAAUAAAAGCAACAAAACAACAACAAAACAUACAGAAAAGUAAUAAGAGUCUACAAUUUUGUUUCGGGAAAUUGCAAUCAUAUCUAAAAACUGAAAAUGCAUUCGAAUUUCGUUUCAAAAUUAUUGUGGCAUUUUUGUUCUUGUUAAUCUGUUGUAUUGUAAUGAUGACAAGAUAUUUUCAUUAUAAUCUUCAGAUUAGUCAAGCAUUACAUGAUCAAAUAUUGAUGUUUAAAUCACAGAAAAAGAUAACAUUUUUAAAUGAUCGUGGUGAUAACCUUGUUGAUCUUCAUUUCGGUCUUCAUAUACCAAACGAUAUUAAUCCAUUUAAUUGUCGUUCGAUUAGUGAAGAUGAUAAAAUAUGUUUUGAUUGGAAAUAUCGAGCACAUUUAUCGGUGAAAGUUUCAAGAAAAAAAUUUACCAAUAGUUUUGGACAUAAUGAAACUAUUACCUGUUAUAAUCAUUAUUGGCGUACAUAUCAAAAAUAUUCUGCACUCAAAGAUUGUUUUGAUAUGAAUAAUGGAUAUUGGUUUGGUAUGGGUGAUAUUUAUAAUAUUCAAAUUCCAUUGAAUAAAAUGUCGGUAGAAGAACAACCAUUUAUAACUAGUCAUAAUCAUUCGGCAAUAUUAUCCGGUUCAAUCAUAGAUCGAACAUGGUAUUCAAGCCAUGGUGUAAUGAUUAACGUACCAUUAGAUGUACCAUUAUUUGUUUCGAUCAAUUCAUCUGAAGAUCCAAAUCGUUUAUGUUUGAUAUCGAAAAAAAAUUUUCCAUAUUACAUGAACAAUCAGAAUAGCUAUUUUGCUCAUCUUCAUUAUUCAAUUUGUUUGGCACAAAGUAUAACAACAUUGCAGAAUUAUUUAUUCGAACGUAAUGCUCAUCAACAGCAAACAGUGACAGUAAACGAAAAAUCUAAACAACAGCCGCUCAUUAAAAUCAACCAAGAACAAGAUGUAGAAAAUUUUUUUAUCGAUCAUAUAAUUUGGUCAACAAAUGACAAUGUAUUGCCUAAUUUUACACAACAAAAUGUACAAUCAUAUGUUGAUCAGAUUACCAAUUAUGGUUUUGGUGGUAUCAUUUUGUUGGAUUCACGAUGGGAAAAUUCCAUUGGUGAAUUACGGAUGAAUGAAAAUGUUUUUAACACACCAAAAGCAUUGAUCAAUAUUCUGCAUAACAAAGGAUUCAAAAUCAUGUUGACCAUAUCACCAAAUGUUGAUCUGCAAUCAGAAUUGGUGGAAAAUGCUAACAAAUAUAUAAUGUUGGAUCAAUAUCUUCAGACACCAUUGAUGACAAGAUGUACAAAUAAUCUAAAGAAAUUAUGUGCUUUGGUCAAUUUUACCGAUGUCGAUAAUCGGGAAUUAUUUCGUAACAAAUUGAAUCAACAAUUGCUUAAUCAUUCAACUGGUCUAUCGGUUGAUGGUCUUUAUUUUCAAAGCAUUCGAUCAUCAUUAUUGCCACGUUAUAUUAAUUAUGAUCACAAUAUUAAUCCAGAUCAAUUUGUUGAAUAUUUGAACCGAGUGAUUAAAUCAUUACAUACAUCGGUAGGAAUUUCGACAUCUGUAGUUUCGAAAAAUUUCACUGGUUAUGCUCAACUUUAUCCACGUGAUUCAUCAUGGAAAGGUUUACAAAGCAUUAUUCCAUCAGUGUUAUCAUUAGGAUUGAUUGGUUAUCCAUUGGUCAAUACCGGUGUUGUUGGUGGAAAAGAUCUUUUCACCAAGAUUAAAAAUGAUACUGGCUAUAUAAACAAAGAACUAUAUCUUCGUUGGCUACAAUUGGUCAUAUUCACACCGGUAGUAGAAUUUGCUGAACCACCUGGUGGAAAUGAUUUAGAUGUGAUUAAAAUAGCAAAACGUUUGCAUAAAUUACGAAGUGAACAUUUUAUGCCUAAAAUGAAAUCUGCAUUGAUCGAACAUCAACAUAAAGGUUCACCGAUCGUAAGACCAAUGUGGUGGAAUGAAAAAAGUGAUAAUGAAUCAUUAAUGAUUAAUGAUCAAUUUAUGGUUGGCAAUGAUAUUGUUGUUGCACCGAUCAUUGAAGAAGGUAAAACUGAACGUGACAUUUAUCUACCACGUGGUUGGUGGAAAGAUGAAAUACUUGCACAAGUGAUACGCGGUGGAAAAUGGAUGCGUAAAUAUCAGGUACCAUUGGAUAAGGUGGCAUUUUUUAUUCGUACUGAACCAAGUUUAACAUUACCGAUACAGAAAAAUGAAAUAACCAAAACAAAAACCAAAAUAUAAAUAGACCAAAAUCAUUCAAAAGACCAAAUUAUCUC